GAUCUCCCUUCUGAAAUGGAGAAAGGUGGCUGGCAAAGGGAAGAGGUGAGGAAGACUGAGGUGGAAAAAAGAGUACACGACGAAUUAGUCGAAAGAUUGCCCGCCGACGAAAUGCACGCGGCAAGCACCAGCGACAAGCACUUCUCUUCGGAGAAGUCCGAGGAUGGAGGCGAGAGCCAAGUGCUGACCAAAAUGUCCCAGACCAUCACAGAGUCCUCUACCACCCACACGACCACGAAGAAGGAGUAUGUCUCGUCGAUGACGUCCUCGACCUUGACGAAGUCUGGACAAGAACCCAGCAGCGUUAGCGUGAAAACUACUAUUCAUAGCACGGCACAGUCGUCCUCGGAAAAUGGAACGCCCCCUGUUGUUCAGGUUUGUUAAUCGCGA
Messenger RNA from Frieseomelitta varia, 390 nucleotides. RefSeq lists its product as uncharacterized. The transcript is spliced from 2 exons. Lineage: Eukaryota; Metazoa; Arthropoda; Insecta; Hymenoptera; Apidae. Bases 16 to 384 code for a protein of 122 amino acids. The record is from RefSeq and is a predicted model, not a curated record.